AUGCCCAAAAACGAACAAGACAAGAAAUAUCGUAAAUUUGAUGAUCCUAUUUCUCCUUCUCUUCAUGAAAAGAAAACUGAUCAGAAACAUUCACAAGAACGGUUCAAUGACCAAUCAUCACAACCAUCAAAGGUCUCUUCAUCAUUCACCAUUCGAUCAACCGCAAGUGCUAAUAAACAUGAUGAUCAAGCCUCUCAACGUUCCGAAAGGCGCCGACAUGAGGAUGAUCCAUCUUCAAAAAAACAAAAGAUUCAUGAAUCGGCAUCGAUGCCAUCGUCCAGUAGUACAAGUAGGAGCACCGAUGCUCAGCAGAGUGAAAUUAAAACGUCCACGGCAUCGGAAGAAGAAUCAAAUUUUAAACAAUUACCUAGAGAGAAAUUGACUAUGGAUGAUUAUUACAAGAAAAAUCAAGAAUUUAAAUUGUGGCUGUUGAAUCACAAGAAAAAGAGAGUGGAAGAUGAUUUGCAAAAUACAGAAGAAAUUAUGAAAUAUUUCAAAAAGUUUAUUAAGAAAUGGAAUAGAGGAGAAUUGAGCAGUAAAUAUUAUGCCCCAACUGGAGUUCACAGUAGUGGUUUUUCACAUCAGCAGCGAACCGCAUACAAAUGGAAUUUCAAAAAUAUUUCAGCUGAAGAUGAAAUGAAACUAGAGUUAAUGAGAGAUCAAGUCGACACGAAUACAUUUGAAAAGUCAUGGGAAAGUGCAUCUGCAAGGACAUCCUCACUGUUUGGUGACGAAAAAAGUGAAGAAAAAAAACCACCAUCUAAAGGAAGUACAGACAAAAAGUAG
Messenger RNA from Naegleria fowleri, 786 nucleotides. RefSeq lists its product as uncharacterized. The record is from RefSeq and is a predicted model, not a curated record. The transcript is spliced from 3 exons. Lineage: Eukaryota; Heterolobosea; Eutetramitea; Acrasida; Naegleriidae. The coding region runs from base 1 to 786 and encodes 261 amino acids.